AUGACUUUCUUCUAUUCUGUAUAUUUGAAUAUUUCUUUCUUUCUUUCUUUAUUUCUUUCUUUCUUUCUUUCUUUCACUAUCUUUCUUUCUUUCUUUCUUUCACUAUUUUUCUUUCUUUCUUUCUUUCUUUCAAUGUCUUUCUUUCAUUCAAUGUCUUACUUUUCUUUUAUAUAUAUGGAUAUUUUCGCCUUCUUCCUCUUGGUGUUUUACCAGAUUUUUCUUUCUUUCAUCUUUAUAUUUGAAUCGUUCAUUUUUGUUUCUUCCAUGAUUUCUUUCUGGUUUCUUCCCUUUUGUUUCUUCCCUAAUUUCUUUCGUGUUUCUUUCCUUAUUUCGUUCUUGUUUUUGCCCUUAUUACUUUCUGGUUUCUUCCCUUAUUUCUUUUUUAUUUCUUCGCAUGUUUCUUGUUUCUUCCCUCAAUUCUUUCCUGUAUCUUCCCUUGUUUUUUCUUGUUUCCGCCCUUAUUUCUUGUUUCUUCCCUUAUUUUUUUUGUUUCUUCACAUGUUUCCUGUUUCUUCCUUUAUUACUUUCUUUUACUUCGCUUAUUUCUUGUAUCUUACCUUAUUUCUUUCUUGUUUCUUUCCUUAUUUCUUUCUUGAUUCUUCCUUUGUUUCUUUCUUGAUUCUUCCUUUGUUUCUUUCUUGUUUCUUUCCUUAUUUCUUGUUUCUUCCCUUCUUAUUUACUUGUUUCUUUUUGAUUUCUUUCCUUUGUUUCUUUCUUGAUUCUUCCUUUGUUUUUCUUGAUUCUUCCUUUGUUUCUUUCUUGUUUCUUCCCUUAUUUCUUGUUUCUUCCCUUAUUUCUUGUUUCUUCCCUUAUUUCUUUUUUCUUCGCUUAUUUAUUUCUUGUUUCUUUCUUUUCUUAGCUUAA
Acanthosepion pharaonis is the source of this 864-nucleotide messenger RNA. The record is from the annotation of a GenBank genome assembly. Lineage: Eukaryota; Metazoa; Mollusca; Cephalopoda; Sepiida; Sepiidae.